Coniophora puteana RWD-64-598 SS2 is the source of this 2134-nucleotide messenger RNA. RefSeq lists its product as uncharacterized. The record is from RefSeq and is a predicted model, not a curated record. The coding region runs from base 41 to 2029 and encodes 662 amino acids. The transcript is spliced from 5 exons. Lineage: Eukaryota; Fungi; Basidiomycota; Agaricomycetes; Boletales; Coniophoraceae.
GCCUCAUCGAUCAUCUACCAGUGCAAUCCCCACUAUCAUCAUGGACAGCAUUCCUAUUGACGAUCCAACUGAGCUUAUUCAUGCGUCCAGGUCUGGGAUCGACAAUGCCCUUGCCCAGCCCGAGCCCCAUCUGUCGCGGUACCUCAUCGAGAACUUUGCCAAGCUCACCGAUCCGCAAGGGAACAUCGUUCUAAACUGGUCGUUUCUGCGAUGCGUCCAGAAUAGGAUGUCAGUGAAAAGACUUAUGUUAGGAGAGGAGAGCUCAGGCUGGGAUUCGUUUGCCCAGACAUGCGUGAAGGCCGGCAUCGUAGAGUGCCUACUGUCCAUUGCCAGGACAAAACUCAUUCUACCAGAAGACUGGGAAAGUUACUGGGGCGAAGAAUCAUACUAUGAUCUCACCCCUCCACUCAUGGCGACGGACGUGAUCGAAGAGCUCGCGUCUUGGGCCAACGAAACUCAGUUGCAGUCCCUAUCCACGGAACUUUCGAAGCAUGUCGUCAUCGAUGUAUUUCUACUGAACAUGAAACACAAGCUUAUAGUUAGGCGGCUCACAGCGGCGAGAAUGAUGGAUACUCUGUCAAGAAAAUUACGCAUGGGACUUCUCGACAAGGCACCUCUCUCGAUCAUCAUAAAUGUCUUGAACGCCCUCUUCCGCCCUCUUCUGCAAGACCCGAAAGCAGAUUCGACGCAGUUGAUCGACUCUAACACUAAGUGGCAGAGCUACCUGGACGACGAUCUCAAAGACCCUGUUGAGGAUGGCGAACUAGGCAGCUGGGACAACAAUGACGUCUCUCGGAAAUGGAUGGCAAGCCGUCUCUUUUGGCGUAUUCGACAUCACGUUAUGCGUGCGAUCGAUUGCCUGAUCAACGCCCCUCCAUUUCCAUCAGCUAGAUUGUGGAUCGAUAUCCUCAGACGCAAUCCCAGCAUCCUUUCCCUCCUCAUUGACUGUGCAAUACUGGAGCGACCAUCGUACUUCCCUGAAUCUGAAAUCGGACUUUCCGCGUCGCAUUCCUUGAGCAGACUUUUUUGCUGGCCCUCUUACAUAAUCCCAGGAAUCCCGAUCUCAACAGCAGAUACUAGGAUGUUUUCGCAAGAUUUGAAAGGGGUGGUGCAGCUACUACAGCUAUUGACGUCGCAGGGCGAUUGGGCUGAGAGGAUCCUUGAUAUAUGGGCAUGUUACGAAGAUGAGGACGAAUCAUCUCUUGAAAUAAAAUUUCGCAGGCUUGAGGAACUGUUACCCGAGCGAUCAGAGGAGAUCAGACGCAGUGCGUUCCCUAAGAUCUUGAGGGAUUGUACAUCCACAGGAGGGUGUCGUACUGCUGUGCUGCGCCUAAUCUCUACGCUUACCCAUGCCGCCGAUCAGUGUGGCAUGAAGAACGUAGAGCUUGAGUCGUUCUUGCACGUUGCAUACAAUGCUACAAAAUGGCCGAAACGUGUAUAUGAUGGCGAAGACAUCAGUAUAACAGUGACCGAGGAUACGAUAGGGCCGAUAGCCCUGAUGCGGAUACUUGCGGUUCUGGCCCACCGAAAUACUCUCGACAAUCUGCAGCUCCUACAAAAGGCUCCUUCUGGUUUAUCUCCCUCAACUUCCUUCGAACAGAUACAACAAAUCACUCAUCCAGAGGUCGUUCGACGAGCCAUCGGAAUCUCUCUAGGUCGGGUACAAGAACGCUGCAACGAUGGGAAAUCAUAUCUCGCGGUGAACGACAUGAUACAGGAUUUAGCUGCAUGCCUUUCCUACACUUUGGCCGCUGAACUCGCUGCAGCAAUAGUCGCCUUUGACGCUAACACCGGAGGCGCGUAUGCAAAGGAGACACAAGGUGCGCGCAAGCUUCUUGUCAUCGCACUCGGAAACGCUGCGGAAGCUUGGUUACGAAUGCGGCGCUGGCAAGACGCAUACUUCUGCGCCCUAGGAGCCGUUAAUGCUGCAGAAUGUAUUCCAGACUCCGAGGGUCUUAACGCAGCCAUCGUGGCUAAGAAUAAACGCCGAGUCGAAACAGCCAAGACUUGGCUAGAGUCCAACUCUUGAUAAGUGUAUCAUAGCAGAAUAGAAGGACCCGAUCGCCGAAACCGUCCUCUAUGGGCAGCGGACGUCGACUUUCCGUGUUGCUUGAUUUCGUCUUCUCUCUUUUAC